Messenger RNA from Arabidopsis arenosa, 473 nucleotides. The record is from the annotation of a GenBank genome assembly. NCBI's taxonomy places the organism in Eukaryota, Viridiplantae, Streptophyta, Magnoliopsida, Brassicales, Brassicaceae.
CCCACAGAAAAUAUACUCUCCUCCAUACCAAUCUUUGUUUAUAUAUUGACGCAUACAUUCACUCUCCAAAUUAAUCAAAAGCUUAUCUAGUUCUUGACAUUUCAAAGAUCUUUUGAUCCAUCAAUGGCACCAUCCGCUGCAAUGCUCAUACUCUCACAUCCUCUAAUUAGCCACAAAACGACGAAUCAGUCUCCGUCGUCGCCGGCUGUUAAGUCGACACGUGUCUUUGAUUUUGUUUUGCCUUGGAAGGCAUCAGACGGUGAGGAUCGUUCCGCGGUUGGUCUUGGCCGGCUAUUUGGCGAUCCGGCUACUGUCGAGAAGCGCUUCCAAGAAGCUCUUGAACUUAGCUGCUGGUAAUUCGAACAAUGUCUUUUUUCUUUUUGUUUGGGGCAAUAUGUAAUGUAUUGUGAUUGGGUUUAUUAUUGUUUUCAUGUAAAAAAGCCUUGUCUUGGAAAUGAAGUGAUGUAAAGUUA